Molecule: messenger RNA, 2130 nt
Organism: Colletotrichum siamense
Lineage: Eukaryota; Fungi; Ascomycota; Sordariomycetes; Glomerellales; Glomerellaceae
Gene: IMA1
Product: Integral inner nuclear membrane protein ima1
Exons: 3
Coding region: 1-2130 (709 amino acids)
Biological process (GO): nuclear inner membrane organization
Cellular component (GO): chromosome, centromeric core domain; mitotic spindle pole body; microtubule organizing center attachment site
Source: RefSeq, a predicted model, not a curated record
AUGGCACAAUUACGAGGGCGCAAACUUCUGACCUGCUUCUACUGCGGAAAGCGCUCCUCGACGCGCUACGACGGCUUCAUUCGCGAGUUCCUCUGUCUGCAUUGCGAUGCGACCAACUACCUGGACGAGCAUGGCGACAUCACCGAUCCCCCCGUCGCGAAGACGACGUCUACACCAGCCCCGACGACCUAUGCGAUACCGCGGUCACAGUCGCCCGACUUCUCCAGCCCCUCACAAAGCAUCUUCUGCGCGACGUGCCUGAAGAACCAGCACCUGUUCACAAGCUCCCUAGCGCAGUACCUUCCCGACGAUCCAGAUCACCCCGAAUAUGCGGAACUUGAGAGGAAUAUGUACAAAUUCCGGAGGGGCCUCGAGCAACGGUACCCCCAGAUUUGCGCCGAAUGCGAACCGAAAGUCCACGCCAGGCUGGACCAGGCCGGCUACACGGCGCGGACGGAUCACUUGCGACGGAUGAUGGACAGAAGUCGACAGAAUCGCACAGUCAAGAAGACUACGCCGUUAGAUGUAUCAGCGAAGGCUGGGAGGUGGCUUUGGCUGGGCGGGAUUGUGUGUCAGUACAUAUGGCAUCUCGCGUCCCUUGCGGCUGUCUUCGCAGGCCAGGACGAAGGACCUCUCCGAGAUCCUGACGCAGAGUCAACAUGGAUUCAGAGGCUAUCUCUGGCGCUGACACUGGUCCUGCCCAGACCUGAGAGACUGAUUUACUGGAGUCUCUGGGCGAAUGGGCUGAGCGUGUGGUGGAAUCCCAAGUUCGCGCAGGUCUUCCGUGGCUUUUCUCGCCAUAUCCUGGGGUUGGGCCAGUGGUACACAUUCCAGGGCCUGAUUCUAUUUACGCGAUUUAUGGCGAUGAAGAUGACAGAGAUGAAGGGUGGUCGUUCGACAGAGGAGAGCGCACAGAUGAGCCUUCACGGGCUGAUGGCGUUGUUGAUGAUGGCGAUCUAUGUCCUCGCACAACGAUCAGUCCGUAUCGAUACGACUCCUCUAUUCCAGACGACCUCCUCAGCAACAGGCACACCAGCAACAGGAACGCCAGCGUCAUCCCCACCCAGACCGCGAACGCAACGCAAGGAGGAGGGUACCAAAACCAUGUCGAACCUGCUUGACGAUAUUCUGGCAGAGUCAAGUUCGGGACCAGGCAUCCCUCCGAGUCCAACAAGCGUCGGCUCCAGCUCGCCAGCGCUCUUCCAGCGGGAGCUGCAGCAUAGGGUGAGCAACCGCAGCUUUGGAUUUGGCACCCCUGAACCGCAGGUGCCGCAGUCUCAGGUGCAAUACUCGGAGGAAAUGGACUGGUCGCCUACACAAUCCAAACACCGAGCUUUCAACGACUUUGGACCUCCAAAGGCGCCGAACCAGGUAUUCGGGCAGCCUGAGCAAGGUCCAAAUUCAAGCCCGUUUUGGUACAAGGUGCCUCCCGCGCCGAUCGCCCCCGCACAGCGCCUUCGCAACGGGCCAAAACCGCUCUUGACGAAACCGGCUGAGAGGAAGUCCAUCUUCGCGACGAGUAGCAUGCAAGGGGCCAAGUCAUCGUCAGGUGCCCAGAAGGAGGGUCUACAGGACGUGGCAUUUGCGCAGCCCACGUUCUUCGCGCCCUCGGCGUCCAACCCUACCGAUCCGCGCAGCUCACUCGCCGAUCUUCUCAACACAAGCUUCAGCCUCAGCCAAGACGAUGAGGACCAAGACGUUCACGGCAACGUUCAAUCAAGAAAUCGCAAAGCUCAGGCAGCGAACGCGGGGUCGCUGGCGAGGAGUGCCAGGCUACGGAACAGCCGCCUGCUGGACGUUUUCACCUUGGCGAUCCUCCUCGCCGCGUGGCUCCACGCGACGUCUGCGUCAUAUCCGUAUAGCCGGGACGUGAUGCUCGGCGCGAUGAUGCUGACGAUGGCUACUGCCAUCCACCUGACGGGGGACGCGAUCAGAACGAUGCGCCGCGAGCCGACGCCCAGCUGGGCCUCCAUCAUCAAUACGUCGCUGGGCAUCGGCGAGCUGGCCGUGGCGUGUCACUUUGCGCUGCAGAUUUGGGACAGUCGCAUGUCAGGGCCGACGUCGAGCCUCCCCGGCGCCGCGGUCAUUGGCGGGAUGCUGGUUCACGAGUUGUGGAACGCGGCAUGCUGA